AUGGGUAAGCUUGUUGUUGUUGUUGAAAUGGAGGCGCUUCAAGAAGGGCUGUUUUCAUGGACUGCUGUGUACUUGGCCGUGAUGUUCCCUGCGCUUGUUAUGGUUUUUAACUUUGUUUUUGGGAACUGUUUCCUGGGCGAGGCUUUGGCCCAUAACCAACACGCCACCACCGGCAAAGGAUACUAUCGGAGUCUCGGGAGACUCUGCGUGGUGGUUGUUUUGGGAUUGUUCAUUUGGCAAUACUACAUCUACAUGUUUCAGACCCGGAAGGGACGCGUGGAUCGUUGUAACCCUCCUGUCUAUAUCUGGCACCUCGUUGAUGGGGUGUUUUGGGGCAAAGAGGGCGCCUCCUAUGCACUGCGUUGGAACUGCCCGUUGGAUGAGGUCUGCUUCCUCGCUUUGUGGUCGCUUCACCUUGCUCUGUACGCCGCCUGUGUGAUGAGUGUUCCGCAACUGGGGGCAAAGUCUGACGGCGGCUCAUUUUGCCGCAAGUGUAACGCGUAUGUGGAAGACAUGGAUCAUCACUGCUUCCUUAUUGGCAACUGCGUUGGAUCGAAGAACAGAAAGUUUUUCCUGUGCCUCCUAACUCUCUGUGUCGUGAAUAUGUUUUUUUUGCUGCUUACGCGAGGUGCUUGGGCGUACGCAGAGGGCGGGGUUUUUAUACUACUAGGAUUGCUUUUGGUGAUCGGCGCUGCGGUGGUGGGCUCAUGUUUGCUUAUCCUUCAGUGUUGUCUUUUGCGGAAGAACAAAACGACGCUCUCUUUCCUCAAGGAGGAGCGGCGCUCGCGGCGCGGCAUCUUGAGAGCACUUGCUGAGUUGAUGAGGUAG
Molecule: messenger RNA, 828 nt
Organism: Trypanosoma conorhini
Lineage: Eukaryota; Euglenozoa; Kinetoplastea; Trypanosomatida; Trypanosomatidae
Product: zinc-finger multi-pass transmembrane protein
Exons: 1
Coding region: 1-828 (275 amino acids)
Biological process (GO): peptidyl-L-cysteine S-palmitoylation; protein targeting to membrane
Cellular component (GO): Golgi apparatus; endoplasmic reticulum
Molecular function (GO): protein-cysteine S-palmitoyltransferase activity
Source: RefSeq, a predicted model, not a curated record